GAUUGCAGCGUUGCAGAGCUGUCAAUCGGUCGAAGAGCUUUCAAGUGAUUAGUUAUGUGAGUUUCCAUUGUAGCUAAAAUUAAAGUUAUUCGGUUGGAGAAAGAUUAAAUAAGCAUAGUUCAUUGUAAGAAAUAAUAAAGCACCAAAGGUGCAAGAUUUCAGCGGUGCAAAACAUUUAAGACCAAUAAAUGACAAAGUAAAUGAGUGUGAUGAGGCUUUUGUAGCCUAAAAAAAAAUUGUGCACAGUGCAAAUUGUAUGAAAAAAUUGCUGAUUGACGAAAAUGCGCUAAAUGAACGAAUGAUAAAUUCGAAUUGGAUUGAAUAAGCUGUUAUAUACAUUCCGAUAAAGUGCAUUCAACUGCUACAGAAACGCAGUUGGUUAUUUACCCAACUAGGCAGCAGCCAUUUCCAUAGCAGUUGUGUCUUGAUUGGUCUUCCAUUGCACGCCCCAAAGGUGAUAGUGCAUCAAAAACGUACGAGUAUGGGUUAUUUGUGAAUAGGUUGGUUUUCGUAUGAUGUAACGUGUCAGCCAGCCAGGCAAUCGCACAUUCAGGCACGCAACAAAGCGCAACGCUCGAGUGGAACAAUAUUCGCAUAAACUUGCUGAUGUCCAUACAUCGAACUGCACACAAUGCGAGAAAUACGUAGCAACGUGCCGUCACAUGGAUGGAAGUUAGGGCCAAAUCACAUUGUUGCUUAAUCGACAACCAGUUUUUUCUAAGCGCGGAAUUCACAAAAACACUGCCAAUUAUAACAUACAUACGCUGAAUACUACCAUUUGCACAUUUACGAUGAAAUUCGUUGCUUUGGGGGAAAUACGGACUUUAAAGAGCGAGUGUUCCAUUAAGACUGCCUAGUUUAAUAUUAGCAAAAAAUGCUGCUGGAUUGAAAUUAAGCGCCCUUUAAUGGAAUGAUAAAAGAAAUAUCGCGUUAUAUAGUUAUUCCACUCACAAAAUGUUAGCAAUUUUAAAGCAUUCUUCCUAAGCCUCAAAGCAACUGCUGCGAAAUAAAAAAAAGAGUUACAAGAGUGGUUAACUCUCUUUCUUCUCUUGGUUUUAGCUACAAUAAUAAUUGGUUACCUGUACAGUGGUGGCAAAAUGGAUCAUUCACAGCACAGUAUACACAAUCACGAUCAUCAUAUGGCCUUAGAUACUGCAACAACGCACGACCAUGCAGCUAUGAUGAUAUCUACCACCACUGCCAGUCCCAUUGAUAUAAUGGGCCAGGGCGCAAGCGAUCAUCACGCGAUGCAGCACAGCCACGAGCAUGGAACAAUGGGCAUGGAGGGACCGAUGCAUCAUAUGAUGUCAAUGGCGUUUCACUUUGGCUACAAUGAGACUGUGCUCUUCUCAUGGUGGAAAUUUGAUAGUAUUAUGGGUUUAAUUGGCUCAAUGAUCGCCAUAUUUGUAAUGGCUGUUCUUUAUGAAGGCCUAAAAUACUACCGGGAGUACCUGUUUUGGAAAACUUACAAUUUGCUGGAAUACCGGCCGGUCACCGGUCCGCAACGCAAUCCCGAAGAUCCGCAGCGGAGCACGCCGUCAACGAGCGCCUCUCCAGUGCAAUAUGUUGGCGAGGUCAUACAUAAGCAACCUCCGACAAUGUUGUCACUGAACCAUCUAUACCAAACCGGCCUCCACAUCAUCCAAGUGACGCUCUCCUUCAUGCUGAUGUUGAUCUUUAUGACUUACAAUGUAUGGCUGUGUAUUGUGGUGGUACUCGGCGCCGCUGUGGGCUACUUCCUGUUCUGCUGGCGGAAGUCGGUGAUUGUCGAUGUAACGGAACACUGUCACUAGCAAUGUUUAAAAUGUGAAAGGCGCUUCACUUGGAUGCGCUGCCUCUGGCCAAGGCAAAUUGGCAAUUCAAAUAAUCAUCAAACUAUAAAUACUAAAGCUGCAGCAGCAGUGACUACAACAACAGCAACAACAAAUAGAGCUGGCACUAGAUUGAGCAUAGCAGGCGGAGGAAGCAGAGCCGAGCGAGGAUCUGACGCUGGGGAAAAAUAUAAAAAUGGCAGAAACGGUGAAGCAACCCGUCAUGCAACGGCUACUUCGCUAAUGAAUUCCGCUGGUGGAAGCGUACGCUGUGCGCGAUAUACGAAGAGUGCGGCGCGUGACGACCUUGAGAAGCAGCGCGGCAUACAAGUGACCAUGGCGAACUACAACCAAAAGGACUAUGAUAUUUACUACUACGAACGUGAUGAGUAUAAGGAUGAGAAAGUUAUCAUUGAUACAAUUGCCGUUUCGGCGACCACCACUACCCAGCGGAUGGAGAGCGGUUGCGGCAGCAUCGGUGCUAAUUGUCAGGAAUGUCGAAAUAUUAAAAUUCUCUUAAGACUAAGUUUAAGAUAUUUUUAUGAUAUAAACUGUGAAAUUGUAAAAAACACAAUUUAAAGAGAACUCAAAAACACUAAGGCAAGCAAAAAACAAAAGUAAUAACAAGUGAGCCACAAAAAGUGAGGACAAAAAAAGAAAAUCCAAAAUGUAGUGGGUUUAGGCAAGUGAUAGCACGCAAUUGUGCGGCAGGGGGAGCAUAUUGCAGAAUUUAGAAAAAGUGAAAUAUUUUUACAAGAUGUAGUUGUACAGUUGUUUAGAUGUAAAUUGGAUGUUUUGAGCUCGGUUCGUGCGCGGCAAGCGGCGAGCUAUCGCUUAAGUACUGCGAAUGUGAUCUUCGACCAAUAAAAACGAAAGUUUCACUUUUUAUUUGUUAAAUUACAUUCACACUAUUAUAUAUACAAAUAUACACAUCCAUAUAUAUAUUUUUUGCCAAAAUUUGUAGCUUAAAAGUAAAACUUACUCAGCUGAACGAACAUAUUGCCACUUUAUGGCGUUUAUAUUUAAUUCUAAUUUAUUCACGAAACCAAUAUUAUGGAGUUUUAGUAUGAAUUUUAUUUUUCUUAUUUACCCAUUUGCUACUUGUUCUUAUAAUAUUGAAUUUUUUUUAUUAUAAUCGUUUUUAUUGAGAAUUUUAAUCGUAUUAGGUCGCAAAGUAUACACACAAGGCAAUUUAAUAGAGCAGAAACGUACAUAUACAUAUGUACCUACACAAAAAGAGUACAUACUAUAAGAGCAACCAACUUAGAUACAGAAAUGUGCAUGUUUGUAUUUGAAAAAUUGUUACAGAUUUGAGUGCGAAACGCAAAUUAUUGCAAGUAUUAUCGUAUAUUGCACUGUUAAGUUAGGAUUGAUUACAGUGAAGAAAAAAUGUGCUAUAAAGCUCUACAACAACGCAUUUUAAGUAUAUACAUAUGUACAUUAAGGAAAAUAUUUUAAAGGAAUCAAAACAAAGCCCGUGGCUAAUGACUUGUGUUAUGGAAUUAGUUUUGAGAACCAAAAGGGCCGUAAAUUAUACACUGCUACAAAUAUACAUACAUAUAUUCGCACACACAUCCAUGCAUACAUCAUACAUAUGUAUUACGAGAAAAUUUUUCAAACUUACUGUGUAUACUUCAAAUAAAGACAAAAAUAUCCUUUAACUAACUGGUACUAUUUUGUAUGGAUCAUUCAUAAACGUAUGUAUGUAUAUGUGUAUAAGCACAAUCAAAUGUUCAUAAAUAUUGAAAAUACGAAUAUUUUUCAUUUAUUAAAAUAAUACAUAUUACAAAAAUGGCAAACUAUUUGAAAUCAUCUUCAAGUUAAAGCAAUUUUAAAUUUCAUUUGAUACCCAAUUUUUUUUUACAUUUAUUUAAUGCUUUGUAUUUCGAUACAGGUUGGCACCAUUAUUUCAAUAAAAAAUAAAUUUGGUUAUUAAAUGGUACAGGACAACAAAAUACAAAUAAACAAUAUUACAAUUUUAA
Molecule: messenger RNA, 3793 nt
Organism: Anastrepha ludens (Mexican fruit fly)
Lineage: Eukaryota; Metazoa; Arthropoda; Insecta; Diptera; Tephritidae
Gene: Ctr1A
Product: high affinity copper uptake protein 1
Exons: 7
Coding region: 1098-1793 (231 amino acids)
Biological process (GO): copper ion transmembrane transport
Cellular component (GO): membrane
Molecular function (GO): copper ion transmembrane transporter activity
Source: RefSeq, a predicted model, not a curated record